Messenger RNA from Cajanus cajan (pigeon pea), 2405 nucleotides. The record is from RefSeq and is a predicted model, not a curated record. NCBI's taxonomy places the organism in Eukaryota, Viridiplantae, Streptophyta, Magnoliopsida, Fabales, Fabaceae.
ACUUGGUUCGGUCAUCAUAUUCACACACACCCUUUUAUUCAUAUCUCCUUAGCUCAAAUCAAUAUUGAAUGGCCAACAAAAACUCUCUCCCCCUCCAUGAAAAAAACUGGUACAAGCACAAUUAUAAACGAGUAACGGAUAGUUUGCUCUUAAUCCUCCUCUUAUUGCUGCUUGGUUACCGCGUUAUCUCUUUCAACAGCUACUCUUUUCCUUGUUGGUUUGUUGCCUUUUUGUGCGAAACAUGGUUCACCAUCUCUUGGUUUUUAACCCUCAUCACUCAAUGGAGUCCAGCUGUAGUCAAAACCUACCCUGAUCGACUCUUGCAAAGUGUGCGAGAGCUUCCAGCAGUGGACUUGUUUGUGACAACAGCAGAUCCUGUGCUUGAACCACCGAUUAUCACAGUGAACACUGUGUUGUCUCUGUUGGCACUUGAUUAUCCAGCUAAUAAACUUGCUUGUUAUGUUUCUGAUGAUGGAUGUUCCCCUCUUACCUUCUACGCUCUUCAGGAAGCUUCUAAAUUUGCAAAGUUUUGGGUACCUUUCUGUAAGAAGUACGAGGUCCAAGUUAGAGCUCCAUUCAGAUACUUCUCCGACAAACUUGAGGUUUCCACGACCAACAACACACCAGAAUUCAAUCAAGAAUGGUCACAAAUGAAGGAUAUGUAUGAUAAUCUUAGCCGCAAAAUCGAAUUGGCAUCCGGAGAAUCGAAUCCAUGUCAUGGGCAAUUUCCGGCUUUCUCAAACACUGAAAGGACAAAUCAUCCAUCCAUAAUUCAGGUUAUAUGGGAGAACAAGGAACAACUUGCAGAUGGAUUGCCUCAUUUGAUCUACAUAUCUAGAGAGAAGAGGCCAAAACAGCCUCAUCAUUUCAAAGCCGGAGCCAUGAAUGUAUUGACAAGAGUUUCCGGGUUGAUAACCAACGCUCCAUUUACGUUGAACGUGGAUUGUGACAUGAUUGUAAACAAUCCAACAGUUAUUCUACAUGCCUUGUGCAUUUUGCUUGAUCCCAAAGGUGAAAAAGAAGUUGCAUUUGCUCAAUUUCUCCAACAAUUCUAUGCUACAUUGAAGGACGAUCCUUUUGGAAACCAGAUGGCAAUUUUGUUUAAGUUCAUGGUAACAGGGUUAGCUGGACUCCAAGGGCCUUUCUACGGGGGAACAAAUUGUUUCCAUAGAAGAAAAGUUCUUUAUGGUCUUUCUCCAUAUAACUCGGAAAAAGGAAACAGCAUAUCAGAGAAGGAAUUAAAACAAAAAUUCGGAGCUUCAAAAGAGAUUAUGAAUUCAGCUGCUUAUGCUUUGGAAGGAAGGACAAAUUCGCCAAAUGAUAUUAAUAUUUCCAACGUUGUUGAUGUAGCAAACCAAGUUGCUGCUUGUGGGUAUGAAUCUGGCACUGGAUGGGGCAAACAGGUGGGUUGGAUAUAUGGAUCAGUAACAGAAGAUGUCCUCACCGGGCUAACGAUACACGAAAAAGGUUGGAGAUCAGAAUUGUGUACACCAAGCCCAAUUCCGUUCACAGGUUUCGCUCCAGGAGGUGGCCCAACUACAAUGACCCAACAAAAGAGAUGGGCCACAGGAUUGCUUGAAAUCUUCUUUUGCAAGCAUUCUCCUAUUAUUGGCACCCUUUUCCGUAAGCUUACUUUGAGACAAUGUUUAGCAUACAUGUGGAUUAUCAAUUGGGGCCUACAGCCUGUAGUUGAAGUAUGUUAUGCAUGUCUCAUUGCAUAUUGCAUCGUCACCAACUCCAAUUUUCUGCCACAGGAUCUGGGCAUAUGUAUUCCUGUUGCUCUAGUCAUAAUUUACAAGGUAUAUACUAUAUCAGAAUAUUUGGUAGAAGGGUUAUCAAUUCGAGCAUGGUGGAAUAAUCAAAGGAUGUCAAGAAUAACGUCUAUAAAUGCUGGUUUUUGUGCAUUUCUUAGUGUCUUACUUAAGUUACUAAGAAUAUCUGAAACUGUAUUUGAAAUAACAAAGAAAGAUUUACCUACAGCAAAAGAUGUUGGAGAUGAUACGGAUAUCGGCAGAUACACUUUCGACGAGUCUCUAAUUUUUUUACCAGGCACUACUAUUUUGUUGUUGCAAUUGACAGGAAUGAUUAUUAAGUUAUUAGGAUUGCAACCACCAAUGCCAACUCAAAAUGGGAUUCAUUGUGGAUUAGGUGAAAUUUUUUGUAGUGUUUAUUUGAUAAUUUGUUAUUGGCCUUUUCUGAGAGGAUUAUUUGAAACAGGAAAAUAUAGAAUUCCCUUAUCCACAAUAUACAAAUCAAUUAUCUUAGUAUGUCUCUUUCUACACCUAUGUAGGAAGAUCAUUAUUAGUUGAUGAAGUAUAGAAACUAGAAUAAGAUAUGAUUGAUAUAAGAAAAUGUUUUGUUAAUAUUCAAAUGGCAUGACAAACAAUUGUAUUAUUAUGUUUUAA